AUGUCGACCGACCGGAUCUCCUUUCAGGCGCAUCUGAGCGAUGAACGGUCAUCUAUGGCCUACUACUGCAGUCAUUACCGACUCCCGAACGCACGCACGCAUCAUGACGAACUAAUUGCUCUUCCUGCACAUCAAGCACCAAGAUUGUCCCGGCGGGGCGCAGCAUUUACCAUACUUAAAUUUAAUCAAAACUCGUCGAUCCAGGCACCAGAUAAAAUUAUGGCCAAACUCGAACAUAGUCGCCCUUUUCCCCUCAUCCCAUUCGCAGACGACCCUGCAUACAACCCGUUGAUGCGCAUAUCCUAUCAUCUCGGCUGCAUGGUUCUUGAUCGCUUGGUUGCCUAG
Molecule: messenger RNA, 345 nt
Organism: Serpula lacrymans var. lacrymans S7.9
Lineage: Eukaryota; Fungi; Basidiomycota; Agaricomycetes; Boletales; Serpulaceae
Exons: 1
Coding region: 1-345 (114 amino acids)
Source: RefSeq, a predicted model, not a curated record